AUGUCGUUUGCGUCGAGCACUGACGCGGCCGACCGGCGACGUCAACAGAACAGAGAGGCGCAGAGGAAAAGGCCCCCGAAACUAGUCGCCCAAUUGGCUCAUCAAAUCGACAACUAUGAGCAAGUCUUGUCGCCCUCAAAUUUGGAAGCGCGGUCCGUGAGGGCUAGCGAGGAUGUCGACACGCUCUCGACGUCUCCGUGGUUACAAACAGCGGCCGUGUCUAGAAAUGAAGAUCUCAAUUCCGACAUGAGUUUUGACUGCUUACAGGCUGUCUUCUCAUCGCCAAAUUCCAACCCCCAGACCGAAGCUAGUAGUGCGAGAGGACUGGACACUGCCCUGAAUAAACAACCGAGCCCGAUUUCUACUUUACGUGAUGACCAUAGCAAAAAAUGGCACAGGGCCGUGCAGGUAGCCAUCACAAAUCGACAGGCCUCGAUAGUGCAUCUUCUUGUAAAACACGGUGCCAAUGUGAAUGCCCAAUACGAUAAAGGCCGCACAGCGUUGCAUCAUGUGGCUGAGACCAAUGAUUUCGAGAUGGCCCAGGUACUCCAAUUCGCAAGUCACAGCUUCGACGCAAUCCUCGUCGAGGUGCUCACGCCGCUGCUGGCUGGGGCAUGUGUGUGCAUUCCAUCGGAUGAACGCCGCCUCAACGACCUGGCCGGUGCCAUAAGAGACUUACGCGUAAACUGGAUGGGGGUGACCCCAACUCUGGCUAAGGUAAUAGACCCUAAAGAUGUGCCCGAGCCGCAGACGCUCUGCCCCUGGGGCGAACCAGCCACCGGGGAGGUAAUAGAAUCGUGGGCCGAUGCAGUCGAAAUGAUCAACAUCUACGGUCCUUCCGAGGCCUCCGUGGAAUCUACGUUUCAUUCGUGGUCCAAAGGAACCCGAAAUCCGUCUCACAUUGGUAAAGCAAUAAAAGCAGCCAAUACCUGGAUCGUUCGUCUCGACAAUCGAGAGCAGCUCGCUCCUAUAGGCACGAUUGGCGAGUUAGCUGUGCAAGGGCCAACUGUGGCCAGGGGGUACUUACAUGACCAUGUCCGCAGCUCUGUUUCGUUCAAAGAUGGCGCUCCUUGGCUGCAACCUGAUGCCGUACACCGACGCGUUUACUACACGAGCGACCUCGUGCGAUACGCCGCCGAUGGAAGCUUGGAAUUUUGGGGCAGGCGUGAUACACAAGUCAAAAUUAGGGGUCAUCGCGUCGACCUUCAGGAAAUUGAAUAUCAUAUCAACCAUAGCCAAGCAGGGAGCUACAUGACUUCAGUCGUCGAGGUGGUUCGACCCGCCUAUAGUCCAACCCAAAAUAUCCUUGUUGCUUUCAUUUGUGAACGACGCGACGCCAUCUGCUCAUCCGGGAAUCCACUCCAGGCUGUCUCGAACGCCUCCCGAAAUACCGCGGUCAUGAUUGAAAAAUAUCUGGUAAACUGCUUACCGGCUCUUAACAACCCCCGACUAGCACAAUUUGCAUCAAUUAUUUCGAAAGAGCAUGCAACGGUGAAAGAAAAGCAAGCAAGCACCGGUUACUUAUCUUUCUCCUCCUUACCUCAUGCAUUCGUUGACGAUUUCUUGCGCGAGGUGGCAGCUCCCCGCUUAGGCGUCGAAGUUUCAGAUAUCGAAGACGCUGCCUUGGCCACGGAUUAUCAAAUUGAGAACCUUGCGUGGUCUUCCUUAAAAUCGCGCGGUGGCACGAACUAUAUACGCUUCCAGUUCAGGAAUGCUGGUCUUGACCACCGGCAACUCCAGCUGGCAAUUGAGCGGCUUGUCUCGUAUCACCAAAUAUUACGCACAGUCUAUUUGGUCUACCAACGACGUGUCUAUCAGGUUGUGCUAAAACAAAUACCAGUAGAGAUUGUCCACUGCACUCAAACAAGAGACGUAUCCAAGACAACCUCGGCCUUGAUCGAAUCCGACUCGCGCCAGCCCGUUGACAUUACCCGCGCACUCAUCAAGUUCUGGCUAGUACGCGACACGUACGGCGCGGUGAAGUAUCUCGUUCUCCGCGCCUCCCAUUUACAGUACGAUGACGUGAGCCUGAUCAGACUAUGUAAGGAGCUUGGCUUAGCGUUCGCUGGGGCUGAUCUGCUUCCAACAAGCCCAUACUUUGGCUACGUGCAUUUCGCAGCCAACCAUGAUGAACAAGGCGCCAGGCAGUUCUGGCGCAGUAUUCUAGCCGGAUCUUCAAUGACUAGUGUCGUUCAUCACACAAUUGAGAUGAUUGUCGACACCGCCAUCGUCCGGUCUCACUCGGAUAUCACCAUUGGCACUACUAUCAAAGCUGCUUGGUCAUUGGUUCUGGCUGAGAUGGCUGGUAGUGAUGAUGUCGUGUUUGGCUCCGUUACCUGGGGGCGAAACGCCAUGUAUCCCGGUGUAGAAGAUGUGACGGGUGCAUGUAUAGACAACAUCCCAGUGCGUGUGCGUCUCACUCCCAACAUGACGCAACUGGAUCUUCUACAACAGGUUCAAGGCCAAUAUUUUGAGGCCGUCAGCUAUGAGAGUUUCCGGUUCAAGCGCAUUGUAGAGGAAUACACCGACUGGAAACCUUGGGAGCGACUGAGCUCCCUAGUUGAGUACGAAAAUCUAGGGGAGGACUUCACCCAUUUCAUCAUAGAUGAAAGGCAUGAUUUGGUCGUUGAUGAGGUCCGACCGCCUGCAGGUCGGCACGAUAUAACGAUCUAUAGUACUCCAGUAGGCGACCAGGAGACCUUCAUCGCGCUUGACUUCUGCAAGGCAGUCGUGACUAAGCCAAUGGCACAGAGGAUGCUGACUCGUAUGAUAGAGCACAUACGACAGCUUCACGAUGAUCCAUACGGGCCGAUAGUCCUCGGUGCAGUCCACGAGACUGGACUACCGCACAUUCCCAUUCCAGUGCCAGCCACAAUCUCUUCAGAGGCCGAUUCAUGCGUGAGCCACGAUCACUUAAACAUCGAAAAUCUUGACGAUGACCUCGAUGACCCAAUACGCAAGCUUGUGGAGAGAGCGUGGACUGAAGUCCUGGUGUGCCAACCUGUAGAAGGUUCUACUAACUAUUGGACGGACCAGGUGCCGUUCUACCAUGUCUGGGGUAACCUCAUGGCUUCAUACGGAUUAGCAAAGUACUAG
This is a messenger RNA of Talaromyces atroroseus, 3096 nucleotides long. RefSeq lists its product as hypothetical. The transcript is spliced from 4 exons. The record is from RefSeq and is a predicted model, not a curated record. Gene Ontology annotation, cellular component: cytoplasm. The coding region runs from base 1 to 3096 and encodes 1031 amino acids. Gene Ontology annotation, molecular function: phosphopantetheine binding; protein binding; catalytic activity. Gene Ontology annotation, biological process: amino acid activation for nonribosomal peptide biosynthetic process; secondary metabolite biosynthetic process. Lineage: Eukaryota; Fungi; Ascomycota; Eurotiomycetes; Eurotiales; Trichocomaceae.